Messenger RNA from Sordaria macrospora k-hell, 195 nucleotides. RefSeq lists its product as uncharacterized. NCBI's taxonomy places the organism in Eukaryota, Fungi, Ascomycota, Sordariomycetes, Sordariales, Sordariaceae. The record is from RefSeq and is a predicted model, not a curated record.
AUGUCCGGCUCGCCAGGUAACUGCAACAAGUGGUCGCUUGUGACUGACGGCCUGACGUGCACGGCGUUGGCGAGCCAGGCGGGGAUUACGCUGCAGCAGUUUUUGGCGUGGAAUCUGGCGUAUGGGGAGGGAGGGGAGGGGAGGGUAAGUAAUGCUGCUGGUGCUGCUGGUGCUGCUGGUGGUGGUGGUUACUAG